AUGAAUUUUUUUGAAGCUGACCUGACAUGUAUUUCAGGACUUCCUAUGGGCUGGACCCAGGAAUAUGUACUCUGGUCUAUAGACAGGAGUCUUCGACAGAUCUUCAUACAUCUGGAAAACGCAAGGCUGACACUUUUGGAGCUGAGUUUACCUGAAUCCCAUGAUCUGUCGUCUUCCUCUGUCUCUGACGCAGUGGUUCAGGAGGCUGUCCCACCUUGCUGUCACUGUAAAAGGGGGAAAUGCUCCACUGACUACAGCGAAUCCUCUGGAUCCUCCAUCAACAGCUCCAGCCUGUCUUAUCUUCCUAUCUUUUCUGAAGCAACAACAUGGCAAUUCCAGAGCAGUAGUGUAUCUCUUUCCCCCACAGAGGAGCUGUCUGUAUCGGGGAACCAAGGCACACCCCUGCCUACUUGUCAGCUGACAGAUCCUGAGAAAUCAGAUUUUUUUCAGGAUCUGGCAGUUCUUUCUCCCUUACCAUCUCAAAGCACUUUUAUUAGCUCUAUUUUGGAAUCCCUAGAUCCUUGCAAACAACAAGAGAAAACAACAGAUAAGAGAAAUGAUCAUUUGCUAUCAAGUCAUGGGUCAAAUUCUGUUCUGAAUGAGAGCCCAGGACCACUAGUAUGGGCUCCACUCCAGCUCUCUCCUCUAGUCAGAGGAGAACUAGAAGGACAUAUGUUUCAGAAGGUUUCUACUUUGCGGGAACAACUAGUACCUCUGCCUGUGAAGAGAUCCUGGGAAAUACUCAAUCAUCUGGUGGAUGUGAAAAGGGUCCCUGAACAAGAGAGCCCCAAGACUCAGUUAACCAAACCCAUUCUUCAGAGCACUGAGCAAAAUACCAACAGAUCUCCAGAUGCUCCAUCAUUUCAUCUCCAUGUGAACAUUGGGGUGAAUGCUGGAUUAAAUAGAACUGAAGCAAAAAUGUCACAGCCAGUUACCCCAGUUACCUCAAACAAGCAGUUACCCUCUGAGGGCGACCUCCAAGUCCUUAGGUGCGAUCCUUUAGUUAUAUCAAUGGGCACUCCACCCCGCAGAAAUUUAGGAGUUAAUACAAUCCAGGAAGAAACCACUCUACUGAAAAAGGAUCCAAAGCAUGUGUUAGAGCUGAGUAUAGGACAGAGGGUCCAAGGUCUUCCAGAAAAAAGGAUAAAGCUGCAAAAGCCACAAGUAACCAAUGUGGAACUGACACCCAAGGCACCGUGUUCAGCCUCAGACAGCAUAAAGGUCACGCCAUUGGCGUUGCUUCAGGUCAUGGACUCCAUGGGAAUGAUCCCAGAAUCACACUCCGAGGUGAUAGAGUCUGUGGGGCUUUCCCCACAGCCACCAAAACAAGUGGAAACAGUGAGUAUAAUUCCUCAGCCAUCAAAGAAAGUAACUGAACCAGCACAAGUGGCAGGACCUCAGGAUCAGACCAUGGAAUCAAAUAGUAUGGCCCCAAGACUGAAUCAAGUCACAGAUAACACGAAGGUAACUCCUGUAGCGUUGUUUCACGUUAUCGAGUCCAUGGGGAUGAUUAAUGAGUUCCGUCCACGUGUCAUAGAACCAGUAGGAAUAGCCCCAAAGCCGCAACACCAAGUCAGGGAAUCAGUGAAGAUGGAUGCACUGCCUACGCAGCAAGCUGUAAGACCAGGAAAGCAAAGUCUAGUGCCACAGAAUAUAGUCAUGCAAGCUGUGGAAAGGAUUCUGAAGACUCAGCACAAGACCAUAGAAAGACAGAAAAUGACCCCAGGGUCACAGAGUCAAGCCACAAAACACAUCAGGUUUACUCCCAGUCCAAUCCAUCAAAAUACAAUGGAAAUUAGCUCACCCGCACUGCAUGGAGUCAUUGAUAACACACAAGCAACUCCAGUGGCACAACAAAACAAGGAUUUCAUGCAGAUAAUUCCAACAAGAGUGCCACACAUUGCAGAAUCUAGGGGUUUGAUCCAAGGCUCAGGGUCUCAAGCUGCAAAUUUGACCCUGGUGCCAGCUCAACCAGAUGUUCUGACUUCUACUGUCCCAGGAAGAGCUGUAGAAUCUAGAAGUUUACUUCCACAGACACCAUCUGAAGUCCUGGGAUCACCAAGGAUGAUUCUGCAGCCAUCAGGCCAUCCCACACCUGCUCUAAAGGUAAACCCAACAGUACAGGUGUCACCCACAGGAAUGAUCACACCACUACAAACUGCAGAGCCUCCUUGUUUGAUCACACAGCCAAUGGCUCAAUCCAGAGGCUCUCUGGAAUUGCCUUCUGCGUUACAGGUUCAGGUCAGAGACUCCAUGAGCAUGAUGCCACAACAUCAAGGCACAGGGUACGUGUCAUCAACCCCAGGACCGCCUCAUCAGGGCAUGGAACCUUCAAAGUUCACCCUACAUCACCAAGACUUAGACUAUACAGAGGUGAGCCCAAAGCAAAGUCAAAAACUGACGGAAACUGUGGGGUUGACCUCUGAGACCUGGCCACAAAUGAAGAAUCCUCUAGAGGUGGCACCAUCGUGUCACCAAAUAACAAAAUCUAUCAGAACAAACCUAGGGGCACCAGAUCAAGGGACAGUACCUAUAGAAAUGAGCCAACAGCAUCAAGUCACAGAAUCUGAAGUAGCACCAGCUACACCACCACUUCAAGAAAUGGAAUAUUUUGGAGGGAACACCAUCCCACAACCUAAGGUCAUGUGUGUGGCAAACUUACCCCCAGAAUUACAGAAUGUAAAAUCUAAGAACCUAGUCCCAGAUCCAAGAUUGCAAAGUGUGAAAUCUAUGGACAUGCCCACAGACAUAGUCCCAGAAAUGGUAAAGCAUGGACUGCCAACCCCAACAGCAGUAUCUACAGAUUUGGCCCCAGAACUUCAUCAGCAGAGCAUACAGUCUGAGGAAUUAACCCCCAAAUCACAAUUGCAAAGCGAGGACUCUGUGCCAUUAGCCCCAGAGUCUCAACUUCAGGACAUGAACUCCAGCCAGCUAACACCUGGACCACAACCCCAAAAUGUACAAUGUGCAGGGUUGGCCCCAGAUCCACAGUUGCAAAGUAAUAAUUCAGUAAAUUUGAUUACUGGUUCACAGUCUCAAGGUAUGAAAAACAUUCCUCCGGCCCCACCCCAGGAGUUACAAGGAGAUAUAAAGAUAAUGGAGUUGACCCCAAGACCAUCACUUGAAGAUACAGAAUCUGUGAACUUGGCCCCAAAACCACAUUCACAAAACACCACCUCUGAUAAGAGAAUCCACGUCCUGGUCCUGGAAGAUAUGAAGACUCCAUUGGUAGAAGGUGGGAGUUUAAUUCCUGAGGACCUGGUGGAAAGUAUGAAAGUUUGUGAAUCUAUCCCAAGCAUACAACUUGAUGCAGUAAAAUCUCCAGAAGUGAGCCCUGACUCCAGCCGUCACUGCCUAGAAUCUGAAGGGCUCACCCUACAGCAGCAAGUCUCAGAAGCAAGAGUGACCUCUGAUACUUGUCAUCAGGUGGAAGAAUCUGUUGAAUUGAUACAAUCAUCACCACCAAUGACUCCAGCACCGUUGAGCCAAACCUCAGAAUCUAUGGAGAUAAGCUUACCACCGCUCCAAGAUACUCUUGAAACUAGGACCAAAGUUGUAAAAGGGAUAGAAGAGACUCUAGAAUCACAAAACACGAUUAAAGAUAGCCUGGAUUUGCUACCAGAAUCAAAAGUGCCAAAUAAAAACUCGGAAGUGAUGGCCCCAGAGCCACAGCCCCCAGAUGUGAAGUUGGCUCAUGUGACUCUAGAAUCGUGUCCAGAAGUUACUAACCCAUUAGAUGUGACUCUGAGAUCGGAAUAUGAAGACACAGAAAGUGUCGGAUUGACUUUGCCUAAAGUCGAUGAUACCGAGGGGAACAUUGUAGAAGCAUAUUCAGAAGCGGUAUCUCUGGAGGUGAGUCUAGAAUCAGGAGUGCGAUGUAAGGAAUCAGAGUCAUUUGCACAAAAUUUGAAAUCUUCAGGAUUAAUCUCUGAAUCAUCUGAACUACUUGUAGAAUCUAUGGAAUUAACUAUAGGACCCAAACCACAGAUUGAAGAUGUGACCCUGGGGCCAGAGCUCCACGAAGGAAUGUCUAGGCAAAUGGAUACAGAGUCACACUUGCAAGAUGAACAAUCUGUGAAUUUAAUACAACAGCCAUCUGUAGGAGUGGUAGAUACUGAAAAGACAAAACCAGAGCCCAGGCUACAGAGUGUAUCACCGAAGGAAUCGAUCGAGGGGACACAGCUUCCAAACAUGAAAUCCGUGGAUUUCAGUCUAGGCCCACAACAACCCAUUGUCAAGUCAGGAUUGAUUCCAGGGCCACAACUGCAAAGUGUCAGACUUCCAAAGUUAUAUCAAGGGGAGCUACUUCUUCAAGAGGAAAAGCCUGCAAAUUUAAUCUCAAAUUAUGGUGUGAAAUCUGAUGAAGUGAUAUCAUGUUCCCCUGUGCCAGAAAUCAGGUCAUCAGAUUUUAUUCCAGGGCCAAAGGUCCCAGAACCACAACCACAACAUAUGACACCUCUGGACGUAAACCUAGGGCCGAGCUUGCAGGAUGUGAAAUUUUCUGAUCUAAUCCCACAGCCCGAGCACCAUGGUUUCAAAUAUGUACAGUUUAUACCAGGGAUUCAGCCUCAAGAGGAGAAAUCUCAGGGAUUUAUGCCAGAAUCACUUUUGCCAUUAAGUGAAGAACCUCCACUUAAAGAUAUGAAGCUUGCUCUGCCUACAGAAGAAUCUGCGCUUCACAGCAUGAAAUCUGCAACACGAGCCUCUGAAUUACAGUGUCCAACUGUGGUAUCUGAUCGGGUAAGCCCAGGACUGUGGCAACAAGAUAACAAAAUUUCUGAGUUGGCUUCAAGGCCAAAACUUCAAGGGGUCAAAUUUGGGGAGCAAACCUCAGGGUCAGUGUUUGGUAGUAUAAGUGCUAGGACUCCAGAGUUUGGGAUACAUGAUCCCAAACUAGCAAAGAUGACUCCAGGGUUACAAGAUACGAGGCAGGUGAGUUUUAACUCAGGGCCAUGGCUGCAAGAUGUCAAAUUUUUUGAUGUGAUACCAGGAACUCAACCUCAAGGUGUGAAAACUUCAGAGAUAAACUCAGGGCCACAGUUAGAAUGUGUAAAAAUGUUUGAGUUGACCACACAGCCAGAAAGACAAGAGAUGAAGUCAGAGUUGGUAGUGCAAGAGCCACUGUUUCAAGAUGUAAAAUACGUCACAGAGAAUCAAGUACCAAGCUUUAAAGACCAAAUGCUUAAUAAAAUGUCAUCUGAGCCACAGAUAUCAAAUGCAGAAUCAAUGAAAUUGACUCCUGGGAUACACUUAGCGCAUUACACAGACCAUUCUAAGUUAAUCAGAGGACCAAACGCCCAAACUAUAGAAUCUUCUGAAAUUAUCCAAGGACAGCAUUUUGGAUAUAUAAAACCCGUGGAAAAGAUCACAGUCUCAAAGCAUGUAGAGCUGACAUCUCCGGAAUUAGCAUUAGAGCUACAGUUGGGAGAAAUGAAACCUAUGGAGUUAAGGGUAAGGUCAGAGCUGGGACAAGUCAAAGUUAUGCCGUCAACCCCAGGAAUGCAAGCAGGAGAUAGGAAACAUGAGCCUGUAUGCUCCAACUUGAAAGAUUUAAAACCCGAGUUUCCGUCUUCAAGACGAAAGUUAGAAGAUGGGGAAUCUGUGAUCUUAACUCUAGGACAAUGUCUAGAGAGGAUAAAAUCGACUGUGGUAUCCCCACAAAGUUCCCAGUUAGGAGGUAUAAAAUCUGUGAAGUUGAUUCCAGGUUCAAGGAUUGAAGAUCUGAAAACUGUGGGUUUGGUCAGUGGUACACAUGUUCAAGAUGUAAAUGCUUUGGGCUUGAAACUUGACCCAAAGAAGCAAGGGGAGAAUCCUGUGACUUUUGUACCAGAGACGAUGUUUCAAGAGACGUCUGUGGAGGUGUUUCAAGGGCUUCAGCUGCAAGGUAUAAAACCCAAGGAACUAACUUUACAAACACAAAUUAGAGAUGGAAAGCAUGUGGUUACCUCAUGUUUGAAGCAGCAAGCUCUGAAACCUGGAAAUGCAGGCAAAACACAAGGGAUCCAAGGAGUGAAAUUUGUAGAUUUAGCCUCAACACAAGAGGGUCAAGGAACAGCACUCACUGAUUUAACUCUUGAGUCUGGAUGGGAUGACCAGAUAACUAUAUAUACACCAGAGUGGAAAAGUAGGGUUUUCAACCAACUGAAAAGACAGUUUGAAUCAGAAGAUACGUUGUCUACAAAGUCAGAUCAAGAACCCGAACCUGCAAAUAUAAAACCAACAGGGAUCAACUCUAAGGUACAAUUUAAAGAUAAAUUGGCUUCUGAACCGCUCGGUCAUAGUGUAAAAACUAAAGAGUUCCAAUAUGAACCACAGUUGCCAAGUACGAACCCUUGUCAGUUGGCUGCAGCAUCACAGAUAGGCCAAUUGAAAGCCUCAGAGUCAACACUGGAGCCACAGCUUCAAGGUGUGAAAACUAUGCCACUAAAUACAGAACCACAGAUUGGAAGCACAAAGUCUAUUCAAUGGAUACCAAUAUCUGAGUUUCAAGGCCCGAAAGGCACAGCACCAAACUUCAGGUCAAAGUUUGCCAGGCCUACACAACUGAAGCUGCCUAUGCAAUGGAGAGGUGUGAGGCCAUCUGAAUUGGGUGCCAGGUCAAAAACUAGGGGAGAAAAAUGUGUUGCAUUUCGUCUUGAGCCACAGUUGCGGGGAGUAAAAACCUCUCCACCAACAAUAGGGCUGCAGAAAUCAAAAACUUCUACCUUAACUCCAGAGCCCCAGCUUCAAGGUAGCAAAACCUUGAAGCUAAAUGAAGAGCCACAGGUCGAGGGUGUACGGUCUGUUCAGUGGAUACCUGGACCCGAGUUCCACGGUGUGAAGUUUUUAGGAUUAAAUCAUGGAUCACCGUAUCAAGGCGCCAAAUCUGCAGAAAGGAAAGCAUCCCCACUGUUGGAAGGUGGGAAGGCAUCUGAAGUGACUGUGGGGUCAAAACCUCAAGGGAGAAAAUCUGUUGAUUUUGACCUCGGGUCACAUGAACAGAAUGUGGUGAAGAGCCCUGAGUUGUCCCCAGGACCAGAGCAACAAAAAGGGGAAGGCUAUACAUCAACUUCCAAGCCCCAGCUUCAAAGUAUCAAAACUGGGGAGCUGAAGGAAGAGCCACAGGUCGAGGGUGUACGGUCUGUUCAGUGGAUACCCGGACCUGAGUUCCACGGUGUGAAGUUUUUAGGAUUAAAUCGUGGGUUACCAUCUCAAGGCACCAAAUCUACAGAACGGAUACCAUCCAUACUGCUGGGAGGUGGAAAGCCAUCUGAACUGACCGUGGGGUCAAAACUUCAAGGGAAAAAACCUGUGGAUUUUAACCUAGGACUAGAGCUACGAAAAGGAGGCAAGUGUGCAUCAACUUCAGAGCUACAGUCUCGGGGUGUGAAAACUGUGUCGUUGCAGCAUGAGCCACAGCUUGAAAAUACAAAAUCUGUUCAGUGGAUACCAGUGUCUGACUCCCAAGUCAAGAAAUCUAUGCCAAAUCUUGGGUUACAAUCCGAAGACAUCACAGCCAAAGAGUUAAAACCCUCAAUACAACUAAGAGAUGUGAAGACACCUGAUGAAUUGAUUACAAGGCCCAAGAUAAAAGGUAAACAACCUUCCGUGUCAGCUCAGGAAUAUUCAUCUCACAGGUUCAAAACUAUUGAUUUUAAACCUGAGCUACAGUUUAGAGAGAUGAAAGUAUAUGACCCAGCCUUAAGGUCAAAGGUCAGUGAUAUAAAUUCAAUGACAUUUAAACCUGGGUUUUAUUUAGAAGAUAAGAACUCUGCUAAAUUGACCCCUGUAAUAGUGAAAUCCUUAGAGUCACACCCAGGAACACAGCCUCAAGAUGUGCCAUCUUUAGUGCUUAAACAACAGUCACAGUCUUCAGAAGUGAAUUGUAGGGCAUUUAGCCAAGGGCCACAAUCACAAAACAAUAAAAAUACAGAGUUGAAAAGUGCAAAAUUCUCUGAGUUGGCACUUCAGACAAAGCCUCGAGGUAUGAAAUCUGAGAUCAGGUCUGGGCCCCAGUGGCCAAGUGCAAAAUGUUCUUACUUGACACCAGAAAUAAAGUCCCACAAUAUUAAAUACACUAAGCUAAAUCCCAGCUCACCGUUGAAAGGUAAACCAUUUACUGAUUACAUGGGGACCAAAAUUCAAAGUGUCAAGCUAGGCUCUAAACCUGGGCCACAGUUGCAAAGUAUAAAAUCUGAUUUAGCACUUAGGGCAAAGCCUCAAGAGAUGGAAAUGGAAGACUAUGAAUCAGGUCCACAGUUACAAGAUCUGAAAUCUUCGAGGAUGAUCAUGGGUAUAAAGGUCCAAGAUGUCAAAUCUAUGGACUUGGGUUCUGGACCACACUUACAAGAUCUGACGUCUGAAGCCAUUACAGAAAUUGAACCUUGUCCAAAGUUACAAGAGGAGAAACCUGAUUUCACCCCAAAGAAGUCGUUUUUAGGCACAAAAUCUGUAGGAGUGGAUUCAGGCCCCCCUUUACGAAAGUUGAGAUAUCCUGAGCUGAUCCUGGGCAAGAAAGCUCAAGGUGUAAACUCUGUGGGACAACACUUUACAACGGUAAAACCUUCUGAGGUGGUAACACAGAUAAAAUCCCAAGGUGUAACAGCAGCGGACUUCAGUUCUGAACCACAGACACAAAAUGAAAACCCACCUGAGUUGGUUCAAGGAAAAAGGCUUCAUGAUCUAGAAUCUAUAAAGUUUGAUCAAGGCCCAGAGUUACAAGGUUUGACACUGGAGUUAAUACCAGAGCUAAAGCCCCCAAAGAGGGAAUCUGUGAAGUUAAGUUCAGGCCCUCAGUUGCAAGAUGAGAAAUAUUCUACGUCGAUUCUAGGGACAAAACUUCAAGAUGGGAGAUCUACAAAGGUCAGCCGUGGCCCACACUUACAGGAUAUGAAGCCUUCUGAAGUGAUUUCUGGGGACACGUUUCAAAAAGAGCAACCGAUGGGCCUUGUGUAUCAGCCACUGAGUCAAGAUAUAAGAUCUUUUCAAGGGACUCUCUUUAAUAGGAAAACUUUGCAGUUUGAUUUCCCCUCUCAGUUACAGGACAAGAAAUCAUCUACGUUAAUACCAGAAUUCCAUUUUCAAGUUAUAACACCUGAGGCAUUCAACCCUGAAUCACAGUUGAAAGAUGUGAAAGCUGAGCUCACAAACCCACAAACAAUGAAGAAUGAGGAGGUCAAUCAUGGCACAGAAUUGCAGGUUGUGGAAUUAUCUGAGUUGGCCCUGGAAUCACCAAUUUAUGGUGUUGUACCUUCUGAACUCAAUGCUGGAAAGCAGAAGCAAGACGGGAAAUCUUAUCAAUUAAAUCAAAAGCAACAGCUUCAAGGUAUAAAAUCCUUAGCGUUCAAUGAGGAGCUACAUUUGCAACAUAUCAAGUCAUCAGAAUUAUGUACAAAACUGCAAGACCUGAAAUCGAUGGAAUUCAACACAGAGCAACAGUUGCAAGAUGUGAAGUCCUCUGAGUUGGGCCUGGGAACAGGUAGACAGUCUUUAGGGUUCUACCCUGGGCCACAGUUGCAAGAGAUAAAACCUUCCAAGGUAUGCACAGAGACCAAGGUUCUAGAUGAGUCAUCUCUAGAAUUCAAGCAUGAGCCUAAAUUGCAAGAUGGGAAAUCUGGUGACUGGAGUCAUUGUAAAAAUGGUUUGGUAUUCAACACUGGGAUACAGGAUGUAGACUCAUCUGAGUUACACCCUGGUCCAGACCGUCAAGGGACAAAAGUUCAAGAUAUCAACUCUGAUCCACAACUUCAAGGUACAAAUUCCCUUAAGGGCAAUCCUGAGUCAAAACGUCAAUGCAUAAAUUAUGGAAUGCCCAGUUCAGGACCUCAGUUGCAAAGCUUGAAGUCCUUCGAGUUGAGCCCUGGCUCAGCAGCUCAAUGUACAAAAUCUGUUCUGUUGAACUCUGAGAUACCUUUUCAAGGUGUGAAAUCAUCUAACGUUUUGAGAGAGACAAAGUUUCAAGAGACCCAAGUUUUGAAGAACCAACUUGGGUCAUGGCAGCAAACUGCACAACCCAAGUCUACUUUGAGGCCUCAGUCAAAUGGUGUGAAAUCUGUGGUAGUUUUACCAACACCCCUGCUUAAAGACAGAAAGUCUCCAGAGACGAGCAAACAGCCUCUGCUUUGUACAACUACUGUAGAACUGGCACCUGGCUAUGGUCUGCAAAACUUGAGAAGUAAAGCGUUUUCACCAGAACCUUGUUUUCAAAAUGUUAAAACUGUGCGAUUGAAGCCAGGGUCACAGCCUCAAAGUGUGAAUUCUUCAGAGCUGAUGUCAUGCCACAGUUCACAACGUGCUAAGUUUUCCUUUGCACCAAAGCCAUGUUUCCAAGAUAUAAAACCUAAGGAGCAAAGUGUGAAUUGCCAACAGUUUCCUUUAGAUGAGAAACCAGUGAUGGUAGUACCAGAGUGCGCCAGGAAGUGCUUAGCAGAACCAGCACUGACUAGUGUCAAAUUUUCAAAUUUGAUUCAGGAAUCACAGCAAGAAUUUACUUCAGAGUCAAGGUGGCAAAGUGUGUCACCAGUGUGUCUGCCACAAACUGGAAAAUCUGUGGAGUUACCACCAAGGUCAUUCCUUCAAAAUAUGAAACCUGAAAAGCAAAUGUCCCAAACAAUUGAUCGAAUCACAGAAUCCUCUAGAGUGAUAUGUGGACCAAGGCACCAGGUGAUGGAUUGUGCAGGGACGAGCAUGAAGACAGGGCAUCAAGCCCCUAAAUCGCUAAAUUUUACUUCAAUGCCAGUUUAUCAAGAUGCAGGAUCCUCAGAAAUGACAGAAACUAUGGAGAAAUCUGUGAGGUCGACUUCCAAACCAACAGAUAAAGUCAUAGACUCACAAGGGAUACCUCUGAAGCUAGAUCUUCAAGUACCACAAUCUGCUGACCUGACUCCAACACUAAGUGAUGUAGAUUCAAACUACUCAGAACCAAACCCACAGAAAAGCUACCAGAUCCCAAAAACUCUGAGAUUACAUUCUUGGUCAUGGCCUCAACUUCAAGAUUUCAAGGAGUUACAGACAAAACAAUUUAUAGACUCUGACAGAAUGAGCCUUGACCUUACGAAUCAUGUUUCAGAAAUGAUGGAACUGAUUUGUGAGACAAAUCAGCAAGGCAAAGAAUUUCUUAGAAUGACUCCAAAGCCAGAAAAUAGAGAGACUAGAUGUGUAGAGAAAUCUCCAAGGCCAUGUCCUCAAGGCUUAGGACCUGCGGUGGUGAGCUUUGAGAGGAGAUCUCAGAGGGAACAGCCUGUAGUGUUGCCACCAAAGCCAUUCUGCCAUAUCCCAGAUUCUGCUUCAGGGAUAACACCAGGCCGCCGGUCUCCAAUUCCUGAAUCUAUAAAUGUGCCCUCUAAGUCGUGGCUGCGAAUAGAAGAAAGCUCAGCAUUGUCAACUGAGCAAACCAGUCGGGCUGAGGGAAACGGAGACACGUUAGAGCUCACCUUUGAGACGUGGCAGCCACGAGGGGGAGCAGCUAGGCUAACAAAAAGCCAGAAUAUGAGCAUGGACAAUGCAGGCAUAAUUCCAGUAGAAUCACUGGAUCAAAUUAUAGACUUUGUAAGGAUUAGUCCAAAGCCACUAGAUCAAGUGAUAGAAUUUGCAAAGACAGAGCUACAGUCUCCUCGAUCAGUUGUUCUCCCGAAAGUGUCUGAAUCUCUGAAAGUGAUCCCCGGACCACCACUUCAAGUUAUAAAGUCUGUUACGAUACCACAGUCUACCUCUCAAGUGUCCAAGUAUGAUGAUUUGACUCUCAGAAUGCAUGAUGUGAUAAAUUCAGAAUAUGCUCCAAGCCUUUGGCUACAAAAUGUGCAGUCUAAGAAGUUAGUCACAGAGCCAACACACCACAUUUUAGAAACAAUAGAAUUAUCAGGCUUUCAAGUUAUAAGGACUGUACUGAUUCCCAAACCACUGCUUCUGAUUGUAAAAUCUGAAGAACUGGCACCGGUACCGUGUCCUCAGGUUAUAGAACCGAUAGGAGACGCCACAAGAUCAAGCAUUAAGGUAAAGGAGUGUUUGAAUUUACUCCCAAGACCACAUCUUCAAGACCUGGUAAAACCUUUGGAAUUAACUUUAACGGCAAAUAUUGAAGUGAAUUCUGCAGAAUUAAUCCUCCAGCAAACGUCCCCGAUUGAAGAACCUACAGUGUUAACUCCCGAGCAAAGGCUUCAGGCUCAAAAAUCUUUAGGGCUCAAAACAGAAUCUCCUAAUGUAAUGGAAAUUGAAGAUUUGAAUCAAGGAUGGGUGUGUCAGAAUAGAGACUCAGAAAUGAUCACAUCAGAAGAGCUACAAGCAGAGAAUUACUUCUCUAGGUUCGUAUACAGCCCUUCAAUCCCAUUUAUUUCAAGCUCUGCCAAAACAACUGAAUUAGGGCACCUUCAGGGUUCUGGGGUGCCAGAAGUAUCAAGAACUUUGGCUAUUAAAAACCUUGAUGUUGAUCUUUUGCCAUCUGCAGAGUCCCAUUCAGGCACAGUUAUGUUACAGUCAUCAGCUCUUCCCUUGGUCCUUCGUAAUCAACCCUCUAAUGAGUCAGAGAACAACAUGGAAAAGCCAUACCCUGAGAUCUGGGAGGUGGACCUCAUAACUAAGGAAGAAGCUGAAAAGAAGCACAUGGAGGAAUUGGGGAAUUCACUCCAGAAUUAUUCUCCAUACCCACUGAGAUUAUUACCGGAGGAGCUUCAGGCAGGAUUCGGGGCUCGAAGAAGCUCUAUCCGCUCUUCCCUGGGCAGACAACAAAAUGUCUGGGAAAGCCAUGUCUGCAGGCAGCGACUGCCUAGGAAAUAUCUGUCUAAUAUGCUAAUGCUGGGAAAUGUUCUGGGAACUACUAUGGAAAGGAAGCUUUGUUCUCAACCAUUUUUAACAGAAGGGUCCACUAUGGAUAUCUGUCAGUCUAUCCAGAAUCUAUUUGGGGUUCCAGCUGAACUGAUGGAAUUUUCCCAAAGCCCACUAGACAGGGGCCCAAGGACUAUUUCACAGACUUCAGUGGUUAAAAACUAUAUUCAGAGACAUAUUUUAUGCCAUGAUCACGAGAAGAGAAUGCCCUUGAAGAUGUGGACACGUGGCUCCACCUCUUCCAUAAUACAACAGUACUCUGGCACUAGAUUGGGAAUAAAGAAGACAAACUCGAAGCUCAACGUUAUAGUCCAGGAAACCACUCAGGACGUGGCUGUCACACGGAAAGGGUCCCAGUUUCUUGCCUUAGUGAGCCCAGACUCUACCCUUGGGGUCCUUUACAGUAGGGAAGAUGCUGCUUCUAUGGAGCAGAGUAAAAUCUCACAGAAUGAUUCACCGACAAGGACUGUUGAGUCUCACCACUCCCUCAAGGCAAGUUCUCUCUCCCAGGCCAAGACUGACACUUCAGAACAGCUCCAACUGCUAAAAGAUCUGCAGCUAAAAAUAGCAGCAAAACUCCUAAGGAGUCAAAUACCUCACAAUGUCCCUCCGCCUCUAACAUCAGGUCUUGUCCUAAAAUAUCCCAUCUGCUUACAAUGUGGCCGAUGUUCAGGCUUUAAUUGCUGCCAUAAGUUCCAGUCUGCUUUGGGGCCCUAUCUUCUUAUCUACCCACAGCUCCACCUUUUAAGCACGCCUGAAGGCCAUGGUGAGAUUAGGUUGCAUCUUGGUUUUAGAUUGCGAACUGGGAAAAGACCUCCGGUCUCAAAGCACCGUGGAAGAAGCCGAGCAGAUCCACGGAAGAGUGCUACAUCACCAUCACGAAGGAAAGCGAAAAUCCACACAUCAGCUUCCAAGAGUCCUACUUCUAGAAGAGAUUUCCAGUCCAGAUCUACCCAGUCUCCUGCUUCUGUACAAGCCCACAUUAGACAAAAGCAAUGGAUCAGCCAAGGUGUUGUAGGGAAGAGAGGAGCCAAAGACUAUGAAUUCUGUCACGUUCACUCCGCAUCAGAGAGUGGCUUUGAAAGUAAUCAGGAUGAAAAAUGGGCUAAAUCAAGCUUCAGAAAGACCUCUGAUUUAAAAUACUCAGUGAAGAAAAUCACUAAGGGACCUAAAACACGAAACACAAAGAUCUACUGUAACAGCAGAAUCACAGAAGAGAGUCCUUCUGGAACACUGACAGAUCCGUCAAGAAGUAAGAGCACUACUACCAUUCAAACAAGCACUAGUUCUUCAAAGAGACAGUCAAAGAAAUCCUCCCAGCCCAAGUUCAUCCAGCUGCUCUUUCAAGGCCUAAGGCAAAUAUUCCAAGCAGCACAUAGAAUUGUAACUGUUUCUGGACAGAAGCCUGAGGACCGGACAAGGCCACACAAUUUGUACUCAAGCAAAAACUUGUAUCCCAAACAAAAAGCCAAGGAUUGUGGCCUAACAGAAGACAACAAAAGAGCCAGCCCACCAGUUGUCAAGCAUGGGGCAACAGGUUUGAUCCCUAAGGAAGAGGACAAAUUUCAGGGAACAAGGGACCUUUGCAGACAAGCUCAACAGUCGAAACAAAUGAGCUCUCUCCAACCCAGGCCUUUGCAAUUCCGGAAGACCAUGGUUUCUGAAAGAGAUGUCUGUAUCCAAGCUACUUCAGUCAUACAACCUUUGAGUCGCGUUCCAAAUGUGAACGGUAGAGCAAAGAAAAACCGCAGUGAUGAAAUCUCCAGUCCAGAGUCUAAGAACUGUUCUAAAGAAGAAGCCAAAUUUGAGAUCCAAGAAAGAAUUAUAUCUGACUCCCUCAAGAAGAGAACCCUGAAGAGUCACUUUAAAGAGAAACACACACAUAAGGAGGAACAACAUGGCUCCUUCAGGGAGGAAGCCCUGUGUAAGAAGCCUUCUGAAAGGACCCAUCUCAGCGCCUCUGAGAGAACUCACCGAAGUGUCUCUGAGAGGCGAUAUUACAGUCCUUCUCAGAAAAAGCAUAGCGGUCCCUCUGACAGGAGCCAUUGCAAUUCCUCCCAGAGAAAGGGUCGUAGUUCCUCUGUAAGAAGCCUUCAAAGUCUCUCCGAGAGGAGCUAUCCCAGUCUUUGCAAGGGGAGAGGGCACAAUCCAUCAGCGAGGAGACAACCCAGUCCUGGGAGAAGCCCUAGUUGUCCCUCAGUGAGAAGCCUUUGCAGUCCCUCAGGCAGGGGCCCUUGUAGUCCUCCAGAGAGAAGAGGACACAUUCCAAAGAGUCCACGAAGUCUUUGUGGGAGGAGCCAACAGAGUCCCGCGUCUCAGAGAUGUUCCAGUCCCUCAAAAAGGAGCUAUCUCAAUCGCACCCGGAGGACACAGGACAGUCCUUCGGAAAGGAGCCAUGGUAGUCUCUCGGUGAUAACUACUUCCAGUCCCUCUGGCUGGAAAAGAUACAGUUCUGGAAGAACCCACUACAGUCUUUCUAAGACCAGGCUACACAGGCCUUCAUCCAAUCUCAUUGGCACUCCUAAGAGAACUCACUGCAGCGCCGAGAGCAGAUACAGUCGUUCUGAGAGGAGUCACCGCAGUCACUCUGAGAAGAGCCAGCGCUGUCACACUGAGAGACCCCAUUACUGUUCCAAAGAGAUGUUGGAGGACAGUUCCCCUAAGGAGAGCCCCAGAUAUAGUUUGUCUAAAGAGUUCAAGACUUAUUUAAGUAUGUCUUCUAGGGACCACACCAAAAAAUGCAAAAGCUGGACAAGUUUGGAGGCACGAAGUUAG
This is a messenger RNA of Meriones unguiculatus (Mongolian gerbil), 15573 nucleotides long. It is a transcript of the gene Spata31h1, whose product is annotated as SPATA31 subfamily H member 1. The transcript has 4 exons. The record is from RefSeq and is a predicted model, not a curated record. NCBI's taxonomy places the organism in Eukaryota, Metazoa, Chordata, Mammalia, Rodentia, Muridae. Bases 1 to 15573 code for a protein of 5190 amino acids.